Zingiber officinale is the source of this 1221-nucleotide messenger RNA. RefSeq lists its product as uncharacterized. The coding region runs from base 1 to 1221 and encodes 406 amino acids. The record is from RefSeq and is a predicted model, not a curated record. Lineage: Eukaryota; Viridiplantae; Streptophyta; Magnoliopsida; Zingiberales; Zingiberaceae. The transcript has 2 exons.
AUGGGAAAUGUGUCUGCAUGUCCAAAGUCUUCAAAAGAUGAUCAAGCUAAGUGUAGAAAUGCAAUUAAUGAGGGAAAGAUGAAGAAGAGAAACAAGAAAAUUGAAGAGGAAUCUUUAAGAUCGAAUGUGAAUAUUCGAAAAGAUAUUGAUGUGGAUGAAUUUCAAGAGUCUUUUGGGACUAUGAAACCAUCACGUACCCUUGGCCUUAUGGAUAAGUUUUCAAGUGCCAUUAACCCAGAGACUUCUUUGAACUUAGCAAAGAGCAAGCGGAAACAAAACAUCAAUGAUGCUCUUUUCAAAGAAAGAACAAGUCUAGUUAAAGAAUAUGUCUAUAGAUGGGCGUAUGAAGCUGGUGUUUCUUUUAAUGCUAUUGAUAGAGAUAGCUUUAAUGUGAUGAUAGAGGUGGUUGGUCAAUUUGGGCCAGGGUUUAAACCUCCUACUAGAUAUGAAAUGAGCGAGCCAUAUUUGAAGAAAGAGGUUGAUAGGAUCAAAGGCUUACUGAAGACAAAUGAAAAAGAAUGGAAAUUGAAUAGGUGCUCAAUUAUGAUAGAUGCUUGGAGUGACAGAAAAAGGAGGUCAAUUAUGAACUUGUGUGUCAAUUCUAGAUUAGGCACCAUUUUUCUUUCCUCUAAAGAAUCUUCAGAUGAAAUCCAUACAAGUCAACUAAUUUAUGAGUAUGUAGAGCAAUGCAUUCAAAAGGUUGGUCCAGAAAAUGUUGUUCAAAUAGUAACUGAUAAUGCCUCAAAUAACAUGGGAGCUGCAAAGUUGUUGAAGGAGAAGAGGCCAACAAUUUUUUGGACCUCAUGUGCUACUCAUUCUAUAAAUCUUAUGCUUGAAAGCAUUGCAAGUAUACCAAGGUUCAAGAAAGUUUUUGCACCUUUGGUGAAGGUGCUUCGAAUUGUUGAUGCCGAUAAGAAACCAUCUAUGGGUUUUGUGUAUGGUGAGCUUCUGCAAGCUAAGAAAGAUAUUAAGAAUGCUUUAAGUAAUAUUCCAAAAAACUAUCAGCAUAUUAUUGAUAUUAUUGAUGCAAAGAUGAAAGAUAUGCCACAUAGUCCACUACAUCUGAUGGCUUAUUUGUUGAAUCCUUUUUAUCAUUAUAAGGAUCCGCUUCUUUAUUUGGAUCAAACUGUCACAAUUGAGGUCAUUGAUUGUAUGGAUGUUAUCUUUUUUGGGGAUAUUGAUAUGCAAAAUAUCAUUUUGAGUGAGGAGUUACCCAUGUAA